ACUGUGAAAGUAACACGGAGAUAGAGAGAGAGAGAGAGAGAGAGAGAGAGAGAGAGAGAGAGAGAGAGAUUCUUCUAGAGUCGGAGUAGUAGUGGUUGUUGUUACUCUUGUAGUACGUCUUCUUCCCCCAAAUCCUCAUCGCUAGGGUUCCUUUCUCCUUUAGAUCCAUAAUUCUUAAUGACGAGGUGGAAGUUGCAACCUAUGUUGUAGAGUUUUCUACUCUAUUUACUGAAGAUUAUGACUGAGACCUGGCAAAUAAGCUAAAGCUUUUUCUAAGGGCUUCAGGAGAGGAUUGCAUUUUUGUGGUAUUGUUUGAGCUCACAGAAGGAUAGAAGAGUGAGAAGCUAAGGAUGUCAAGCAGUCGAAAUACCCACUGGUGUCACAGAUGCCAGCGUGCUGUCCGGCUUCAUGGCCAAGAGCCUGUAUGUUCUUAUUGUGGAGGAGGAUUUGUUGAAGAACUUGAUAUGGCUCAAACCAGCCCAUUUGAUAUGUUUAGAGCUCACAGGGAUGUUGUAGAACGUGAUCCAACUUUUGAUCUCAUGGAUGCGUUUUCUGCCUUUAUGAGGAACCGCUUAGCCGAAAGAAACCAUGACAGAGAAAUCAGAGGAAGAACCAUCAGUUCAGGUCCUGAGAACUUUCCUGGCCUGGCUCCUUUAUUGAUCUUUGGUGGUCAGGUCCCUUAUAGACUAUCUGGAGACAAUGCAGUGGAAGCCCUCUUCAAUGGCGGCUCACCUGGCAUUGGCAUCACACGUGGUAACACUGGUGACUACUUCUUUGGUCCCGGUCUUGAAGAAUUGUUCGAGCAGCUUUCAGCUGGCACUACUCGCCGAGGUCCACCACCAGCACCUAGAUCAUCAAUAGAUGCAUUGCCAACCAUCAAGAUCGCGCAGAGGCAUCUUAGGUCGUCAGACUCAAAUUGUCCUGUUUGCAAAGACGAAUUUGAAUUGGGAUCAGAAGCAAAACAGAUGCCAUGUAACCACAUCUAUCAUUCUGACUGCAUCGUCCCGUGGCUGGUUCAGCACAAUUCAUGCCCGGUCUGUCGCCAAGAGCUACCAUCAGCUAGAGGACCUUCAAGCAGUCAAAACAGAACCACCACAAGAAACUACAGAAAUAGUAGUAGUAAUAGCUCUAGUAGCAGUCGUGAGAACGGCAACGAAAGAAGGAAUCCAUUCUCUUCCUUGUGGCCAUUUCGUUCAUCGGGUUCAAGCUCGAGCUCCACUCAAAACCGUGGAGGCACAAGAAACUCGGACACAACCGAUGAGAACCAUAACUACCAUCAACAGCAACAUCAACAAUCAUAUAUGGGAUACAGUGGAUGGCCUUUCGAUUACUAAAAGUGAGAGCUAAAAACAAAUCUUUUGGUCUCACUUUGACCUCUCUCAACUUACACUAUGCUUAUGUUUCUGCGUCUUCCUUGUGCUUCCCUCUCUCACCCCCUCACUCUCUUUUAUCAAUAUAAAUAAUGGAAAACUGUAAUUGUAGAUUUUCAGUGUCUGUAAAACAAAUUCAUCGUUUUCUAUAUGCUUUGUUAAAUACUGUAUGUCACUUUAGUUUGGUUGAAGUAGAUUUUUCUUUUAGUAGA
Messenger RNA from Capsella rubella, 1582 nucleotides. RefSeq names its product probable E3 ubiquitin-protein ligase RHC1A. Gene Ontology annotation, biological process: protein ubiquitination. Lineage: Eukaryota; Viridiplantae; Streptophyta; Magnoliopsida; Brassicales; Brassicaceae. The record is from RefSeq and is a predicted model, not a curated record. Bases 351 to 1334 code for a protein of 327 amino acids. Gene Ontology annotation, cellular component: cytoplasm. Gene Ontology annotation, molecular function: ubiquitin protein ligase activity. The transcript has 3 exons.